Messenger RNA from Eupeodes corollae, 2698 nucleotides. RefSeq names its product male-specific lethal 1 homolog (gene msl-1). The transcript has 2 exons. Gene Ontology annotation, cellular component: MSL complex. The record is from RefSeq and is a predicted model, not a curated record. The coding region runs from base 675 to 2165 and encodes 496 amino acids. Lineage: Eukaryota; Metazoa; Arthropoda; Insecta; Diptera; Syrphidae.
UCAGCUUGUCCAACAUUGAGAUAACAAAAAACUUCUUUUUGUGUCACCAUGGUGAAAUUUCCAUGCCAUCGUUUUGCCAAACAACAAGAAAGAGAAAAAACGCCGAGUCCAACUAAUGUCGCCUGUGCCUGUGCUGUCGGUGUGUCCAAAAAAGCAAAAAAUGAACCCAACAAACGCGAGUUGUUUAUAAUCGAAAAUUAAACUAUUUCCGCCCUAAAUUAAAAACAAAAAAUAUCAGUAAAAUAUUCUCCGUGUUAUUUAAUAAAUUUUAAAAUAAUAAAACUCACCAAAAACAACAGACAACUGCAUUUGUUUGCGAUUGUAAACAAAAGACAUUUUCAUCACAUGAAAAAUAAGUUAAUAAUUUAGAAAUUUUUGCAUCACAAAAAACUCUCCCGGGUGGAAUUUCACCACACCAAUCUACGCAUUUUGUUGUGAAUUGUCAAAAACCGGUGGUGGCGGUGCACAAUUCCCCACACGCUCUUGACAGCUUCAAAGCUACCAAAAACCAAAUAAGCAAAGCAAUAGCAAUAAAAUGUCAUCAAAUUUCUAAACGAACGGACGGAGGCAAAUUCUAUUGUGCGUGUUUUUGUUAUUUAUUUAUUUUUGUACGUUGAUAAGAAACGUAUCCAAACGUAUUUCCUGUUUAGAAAUAUCCUCAAAUAGCCGUCGCUAUGAUGGACAGUAAGACAAAGUACAAUCUUGACCAUGUUUAUUGUCACACGAAUGAAAGCAGCAAUUACAUUCGAGCGAAUCCGCAAACCACAUCCAACGACGUUAUGUCGCUGCUCAAGGAGAACAAACAACUCAAAGCCAUGUUAAUUCUGCACAUGGACCUGAUCCAGGAGCAAAGCGAUCAACUGCUUGCCAAAGAGAAGCUCCUGGUCGGGCUGAAAGAAGAAAUUGCCACGCUAAAGGCAAAGAACGACGCCCUAGAGAAGAGAUUGCAAGACAGCGAAAUUGCUGCAACUGCAGAGGCUAUAAAAUCCGAGAUCAAAGAAGAAGAAGCGCCCACAGAAACGAGCAAAUACAAAAUCCAGUCGAAUGCCACUAGCGAUGGCGGCACGGAAGAAGGCGAGGAGAGUGGCAACAUAAUCGGCGAAUGCAAUGGCAAACUCAUCAGUAAAAUAAUACUGCAUAGAAUAAGUCUUCCCGGGAAGAGUCCAUCGAAUAUCUCCGAAGUAUCUGAGAGUGAAGAGACCGUCGUCGCAGCCGCUGUGAUAGGAAUGGCCGAGGACAGUCAGCACAGUGUCGACGACGAUGUGCCAAAGAUCCAAAGUCCCACGGAACUUGUUGCAACGAGUGUUGGCGCGAAAGUGCAUCCAAUGGAAAUGUCGCCUCUGUUAUUGAUGUCAGCGCCGAGUUUGAAGGUUCCCGAGGUCAAAAUCGACUCGGACGAGAGUGUUAGCUGUGAUUCAACUAUGGAACGUGAUCAGGAAUCUUCUCGAGGGGCAAAACACCCUCGCAGAUCCCGUCGCUGUGGCCAGCUGACCACAACGCAGAUGUACUCCACCCGCGAGUGGGAGGACGAGGAUUUCUGUGAUGAAUUCAUUAAAGAGGAGGCUAACGCCCUCAAGUCAGAGGCACCCAUGUUGGAGAUACCCAAAUGGACAGUGCACGAAGUGCAUCCGCUCUACAGCAUCGAAGGAACCGAAGACCUGUCCGACGAAACCUUCCUCAAGCGCCAUGCAAAGCUCGAAUACGACGAGAAAAGGAGAAAGAAAUGGGACGUCCAGCAAAUCCGCGAACAGCGGCGAAUCGAACGACUAAAGCGUCGCCAUUGCAAGGACGAGUUACGGGAAGAGGAUUUGGCCACAACUAGCUUCUAUCCAUCACCCGAUUCGAUUCAAACCAUUUGCUUUACAACUGAAUUACCUGUGAUGGCUUUCGGCGAGGGCGUUCCGCGGCUCUCAGCCGCUGAAUUCGCCCUUCCUUGGUACCCACUGUAUGGCCAUACUUCUGUGUCACAUCGGGAUCACCCGUACCAGCAGCAACAAUCACAAAACAGUUCGUUUGUUUUUCUUAAAAAACGUCGACGUCCACAGAGCUCUUCGGUGAUCCAGAGUCAUCGUGGAACCAUCGUCAGUGGUGUGCAUCGUCAGCCGACGACCACCAGCAUCCAACCAGCUCCGCCGCAGAAUACUUCUGAUGGUGGAAGAAAUUAAAAAGAGAAAACAAAAAAGAAAAACAAACAAAACAACAAGAACUUUUUUUAGUUAUAUUUUUGUUUUGUUUUUAUGUAGAAGAAAAUUAAAUAAAUUUUUGUAAGAUCUCAGAGAUCUCGUGUCUGAACUUGAAGUAUGAAAUAAUUAUUCCUUUUUAGAUCUUUAUGUUCUCUCAAAACACUAUAAAAUAGUCAUUAAACAAUUUAUAUAAUAUAAUAUAUUCUCCGGUGAAACACCCUCUAUAUAAGUUACAGAUUGUAAUGCUUUUUUUUCUGUGUUUUUAUUUUAAAUACAAAAAUUAAAAUAAAAUCAGAAAAUAAAUUAAAUUUAAUUUAUAUUACAUAAGAAAAAAACAAUAAUUUUAAGUUUUAUUGUUUUGUAAACAAAACACAAACAACAAAUAGAAACAAUACUUAAGAAAAAACUAUCCCAAGAGCAUAGCAUAGAGGAAGGAUAUUUUAAAAAUGUAAUAACGACAAAGAACAUACAUACACAUAAUAAUAUAAAUCUAUCUUUUAUUUUAAAACUGUUUA